Molecule: messenger RNA, 585 nt
Organism: Stylophora pistillata
Lineage: Eukaryota; Metazoa; Cnidaria; Anthozoa; Scleractinia; Pocilloporidae
Product: TNF receptor-associated factor 4
Biological process (GO): regulation of canonical NF-kappaB signal transduction
Cellular component (GO): plasma membrane signaling receptor complex
Molecular function (GO): zinc ion binding; tumor necrosis factor receptor binding; ubiquitin protein ligase binding
Source: RefSeq, a predicted model, not a curated record
AUGGCGGCGGGCCAGAAUGUUCCAGAACCUGGCGGCUAUGAUUUUGAGUUCACAAGUAAAGUCCCUGAUGAUUUGGAAUGUCCUGUGUGUCACUUUGCAAUGAAAGAUCCCGUACAGAUCGUCAGAUGUGGUCACAGAUUUUGUAAUCUCUGCCUAGAGGGUUGUUUUAGCAGACAUUCUCUGGAAUGUCCAGUUGACAGACAGCCUUUUUCGCCUGAUAAGAUCUUCUCAGAUAUCGCCUGUCACCGCAGAAUUCUGAAUCUCACGGCGAAGUGUUCUUAUGCUGGAUGUCCAUGGAAAGGAGAACUGCGUGCUGUGGAGAGCCAUCAAUCAGAAUGCUUGCUGAAAGUGAUAGAGUGUCCAAAUGAAGGAUGUAAAGAGAAGCUUACCAGGCUAUAUAUGAACAAUCACAAGAUGAGCAAAUGUACCUGGAGGAAAAUGAAAUGUGAAUAUUGUGUAGAAUCAUUUAUCAUGAGAAACAAGCAGGUUUGCUUGUCUGAUAGUCAUAAUUUUAAUGAGAUGGACGAAAUCUGGAGGUACUCUAGUUAUAAAGAGCUUUAUUUGAUUCUUUCAGCAACAUCAUAA